AUGGCGGGAACAAAGGUCAAGAGAAUGAUCAUGCAAAUCUUCCUUGGGAUAUAUGGGAGCUUAAUACUUCAAGAUUUGGCUUGGUUAAUAGCAGUAGUAACACUGCUGCUGCUACCGACACAUUCUUCACCACCACCCCCCCCCCCCCCCCCCCCCGCCACUAGUGUGGUGGAGAGCGGCAGCUCCUGCACCAACCCAGAAGGCACUUCUGCACAUGGAUUCUUGUUUCCGAACCAAAACAGUUGGCUUUACCACCACAGCAACAAUAACAGUUAUCAGCAACUCUCUCUUUAUGCAGGUGACGGGUCCAACUUGCCCCCAGACCCGCACCUAAUGUGCUUGAAGCUAGGCAAGCGACACUACUUUGAAAACAGUACUAGUAAUAACAAUCACAACAACCACCCAGUGAGUGACCGACACGAGAUUGGUGGGUUCUCUAUAGGCAAAAGAGGCAAACCCUACUACAGCGUCGGUGUUGGUGCUCACGACGGACCCUCCUCUUCCACGUCAGUGAAUGUGCCGAGGUGUCAGGUGGAAGGGUGCCAUGUGGCGUUGUUGAAUGCUAAAGAUUAUCACAGGAGGCAUAAAGUUUGUGAGAUGCACUCCAAGGCUCCUAAAGUAAUUGUUCUAGGUUUGGAGCAGCGGUUCUGUCAGCAGUGUAGCAGGUUUCAUGUAGUGUCAGAGUUUGAUGAUGCAAAGAGGAGUUGUAGGAGGAGAUUGGCAGGGCACAAUGAAAGAAGAAGAAAGAGCUCUCAGGAUCCUGUUUCAAGGAAUUCCUCUCAAGAAAAACUGAUGGCUGGGAGAUUUCCAUACAUAGCGUCGCCGACAGGAUGUGCUCUCUCUCUUCUGUCAUCCAAAGCUGAUUCCUGGGUUUCUCCGUCUGAUCUCCCCUCAAGAUCAAGUGCUGCACUUCGUGAAUUGAUUGCAGAACACCGCACAGCCAUAUUAGCUAGACAGCUUGUUCUUGAAAAACACUUGCACCACCAUGCCAUGGAAGACCUUGGUGAGUCCCAACCUAGCUCCAAUUUUCUUAUAACCCAUCAGCAACAAGUGCUGUCCGAGCCACGCCAUUGGGGCCGGUUAAACGACACCAGCACGCAUGUGACUUUGGACCUCAUGCAGGCUCCAAGUUCAGCAUUCGGAUUCUUGUCUCCCAGAGGGAAAAAUAAAGAAGAGGAAGAAGAGUGUUCUGAGUUAUGGAGCACCAUGGAAGGAGCCCAUGUAGUUUAAAAUUAAUCUGCAACACCUACUUUAUUCUUUUGCAUUUGGUGUUAAUUGUUUGGUCAGUGAGGCUUUUGGAUCGUUCAACUUGCUGUAUAAUUCUUUUUUGUUUGAUUGGAAACUCUUUUUUCACUCGGUCUCUAAUUUUUACCAUAAUUAAUUUUCAUAGUUCAAUUCAAUUGUGUACAGUGACUGGAAUAAUCAAUGCACUUGGAGCAAUUUGCCAAUUGAACCACUGUUUUCUUUC
Molecule: messenger RNA, 1468 nt
Organism: Populus euphratica (Euphrates poplar)
Lineage: Eukaryota; Viridiplantae; Streptophyta; Magnoliopsida; Malpighiales; Salicaceae
Product: squamosa promoter-binding-like protein 7
Exons: 3
Coding region: 1-1230 (409 amino acids)
Cellular component (GO): nucleus
Molecular function (GO): DNA binding
Source: RefSeq, a predicted model, not a curated record